This is a messenger RNA of Saimiri boliviensis boliviensis (Bolivian squirrel monkey), 2014 nucleotides long. RefSeq names its product secretogranin III (gene SCG3). Lineage: Eukaryota; Metazoa; Chordata; Mammalia; Primates; Cebidae. Gene Ontology annotation, cellular component: secretory granule membrane. Gene Ontology annotation, biological process: protein localization to secretory granule. The record is from RefSeq and is a predicted model, not a curated record.
GUUCCAUUCCCGGGGGAUUGGAGUAGCGUUGGAGUCUCUGACGCCAUCCCCACCCGCCUCUGGCGUGCAUGGAGCAUGCGCUUCCUUCCUCACUUCCUCUCCAGGAGGGAGCGGGAGUAAAGCUACGCCCUGGUGCGGCCGUCUCCGCGUCACAGGAACUUCAGCACCCACGGAGCGGACAGCGCUCCCCUCCACCUGGAGACGUGACUCCCGCGCGCCCCAGCCCUGCUAAUCCCUUGACCCCCCGAGUGUCUGAGAUCCCGCGGCCGCCCAGUCCCGGCCCCUCUCCCGCCCCGCACCCGCCCUCCUGGCUCUUCCUGUUUUUACUCCUCCUUUUCAUUCAUAACAAAAGCUACAGCUCUGGGAGCCCAGCGCCGGGCUGUGACCCAAGCCGAGCGUGGAAGAAUGGGGUUCCUCGGCACCGGCACUUGGAUUCUGGUGUUGGUGCUCCCGAUUCAAGCUUUCCCUAAACCUGGAGGCAGCCAAGACAAAUCUCUACAUAAUAGAGAAUUAAGUGCAGAAAGACCUUUGAAUGAACAGAUUGCUGAAGCAGAAGCAGACAAGAUUAAAAUAACACUUCCUGCAGAAAACAAGCGAGGUCAGAACAACUACUCUUUUGCUGAUAACUUGAACCUGCUGAAGGCAAUAACAGAAAAGGAAAAAAUUGAGAAAGAAAGACAAUCUAUAAGAAGCUCCCCACUUGAUAAUAAGCUGAAUGUGGAAGAUGUUGAUUCAACCAAGAAUCGAAAACUGGUAGAUGAUUAUGAUUCUACUAAGAGUGGACUGGAUCAUAAAUUUCAAGAUGAUCCAGAUGGCCUUCAUCAACUAGACGGGACUCCUUUAACCGCUGAAGACAUUGUCCAUAAAAUCGCCACCAGGAUUUAUGAAGAAAAUGACAGAGCAGUGUUUGACAAGAUUGUUUCUAAACUACUAAAUCUUGGCCUCAUCACAGAGAGCCAAGCACAUACACUGGAAGAUGAAGUAGCAGAGGUUUUGCAAAAAUUAAUCUCAAAGGAAGCCAACAAUUACGAGGAGGAUUCCAAUAAGCCCACAAGCAGAACUGAGAAUCAGGCUGGAAAAAUACCAGAGAAAGUGACUCCAAUGGCAGCAAUUCAAGAUGGUCUUACUAAGGGAGAAAAUGAUGAAACAGUUUCUAACACCUUAACCUUGACAAAUGGCUUGGAAAGGAGAACUAAAACCUACAGUGAAGACAACUUUGAGGAACUCCAGUAUUUCCCAAAUUUCUAUGCACUACUGAAAAGUAUUGAUUCAGAAAAAGAAGCAAAAGAGAAAGAAACACUAAUUACUAUCAUGAAAACAUUGAUUGACUUUGUGAAGAUGAUGGUGAAAUAUGGAACAAUAUCUCCAGAAGAAGGUGUUUCCUACCUUGAAAACUUGGAUGAAAUGAUUGCUCUUCAGACCAAAAACAAGCUAGAAAAAAAUGCUACUGACAAUAUAAGCAAGCUUUUCCCAGCACCAUCAGAGAAGAGUCAUGAAGAAACAGACAGUACCAAGGAAGAAGCAGCUAAGAUGGAAAAGGAAUAUGGAACCUUGAAGGAUUCCACAAAAGAUGACAACUCUAACCCAGGAGGAAAGACAGAUGAACCCAAAGGAAAAACAGAAGCCUAUUUGGAAGCCAUCAGAAAAAAUAUUGAAUGGUUGAAGAAACAUGACAAAAAAGGAAAUAAAGAAGACUAUGACCUUUCGAAGAUGAGGGACUUCAUCAACCAACAAGCUGAUGCUUAUGUGGAGAAAGGCAUCCUUGACAAGGAAGAAGCUGAGGCCAUCAAGCGCAUUUAUAGCAGCCUGUAAAAACGGCAAAAGAUCCAGGAGUCUUUCGACUGUUUCAGAAAACAUAAUAUAGCUUAAAACACUUGUAAUUCUGUGAUUAAAAUUUUUUGACCCAAGGAUUAUUAGAAAGUGCUGAAUUUACAGUAGUUAACCUUUUAGAGGUGGUUAAAACAUAGCUUUCUUCCCGUAAAAACUAUCUGAAAGUAAAGUUGUAUGUAAGCUG